GCGCCGCUGCCACCGCCGCCUCACGAGCCCCGGCGCCUCAGCCCCGGUCAGCGCCCCGCCCGCCUGCACGCCUGUCGGGCCUCAGCCCAGCCUUCGCCCGCCGCCAGUUGCGCAUGGGGCGUGCCCUCGGGGCCGCGGCCUACGGCCGCUGAGCGCCGGCCGCCCCGCUAAUGCGCGCGGCGUCCCGCGCCGGGGCGCCCAGGCCGCGCAGGGCCCGGGGCUGAGGCUACCCGCGCGGCAUGUCCGGCCCGACCCGCCGCCCGCCGCCGCCCAGGGCCCGAGUCCGCGCGGACCGCAACAAGCCCGGCGGGGCCGAGUAGCGCAGCGGCAGCGGAGCGGGAGCCCGACGGCGCGGCCGCAAGGUCACCGCGCGCCAUGGAGGCCAAGGUCCGCCAGAGCCGGCGCUCGCGCGCGCAGCGGGACCGUGGCCGGCGCCGGGAGGCGGCCCGCGACGCCCGCGACCAGAGCGCGUCGUCGGGGGAUGAGCCUGAGCCCGGGCCCGGCAAAGAGAACACGGGCCUGCCCCGCGCGCCCCCGCCCCGCGCCGCCGCCGCGCGCCCCCCGCGCCGCCGCCGCCGCGAGUCCAGCUCGCAGGAGGAAGAGGUCAUCGACGGCUUCGCCAUUGCCAGCUUCAGCACGCUGGAGGCCUUGGAGAAGGACAUGGCCCUGAAGCCACACGAGCGGAAGGAGAAGUGGGAACGUCGCCUUGUCAAGAAGCCCCGGGAGGCAGAAAACUGCCCAUCUGCAGAGCCAAGUGAGAACGGGCGGCCCCUGGAGGCAGGCAGCUCUGAGCAGGACCUGGAGACCCCCUGUGACCGAGGGAAGAAGAAGGUCCCUCUGCAGCCCACCAAGCAGAUGAAGGUCGCAGUGUCCAGAGGGGGCGACCACAACAGUGACGGCGACAGCUUCCGAGAAGCCACCAGCUCCCGGAGGAGCAGUUCUCGGGACCAACUCAGUGAUAGCUCGGCGCAGGCAGUCUCAGGCAGAGGUUACUCCUGUGACAGCGAGAGUGACGGGGAUGACAAGGCAUCUGUGGGCUCCGAGAAGCUCUUUGCCCCAGCAGCCGAUAAAGGCCCCACGCUGGGCGAGAAGUCCGAGGCCAAGACCGGGGCAGCGCCCAAGGUCUCGGGUCUCGAGCGCAGCCGCGAGCUGAGCACCGAGCCGCCAUUCUUGGCCCCCGUGCGCAGCCCCGCGCCGGUCCUGCCCUCCGCCAGCACCGCGGCCAGCCCGCUGGUCAAGAAGGAAGCCCCGGCGCUGCCCCGCCUUGCCCCACAGCUGCCACCCGCGCCGUCGCAGCCCCGGGCCCCGCUCCUGACGCACGUGCCUCUCCCUCCGGGCGCCUUCCCGGGCCCCGGCCCGGCCGCGCACAACGGCCUGCACAGCUUCAGCAGGAGCAGCAGCGCCAGCAGCGGUGCCAGCCUGGGGCUCGCGAAGCACGCGUCCCUGUCGCCUCACGGGCCGGGCCCCCACCUCUCUACCUCACACUUGGCGCUCCGCUCGCAGGCCCAGCACCAGCACCACGCGGCGGCCAUGUUCGCCGCGCCCCCGACACUGCCCCCGCCCCCGGCGCUGCCGGCCAACAGCCUGGUCAUCCCAGGACACCCCGCCGAUCACGAGCUGCUCAGGCAAGAGCUGAACGCGCGUUUUCUGGUCCAGAGCGCCCCCCUGGGCCCGGGAGCUCUGCUGCGGGCGGAGUUCCACCAGCACCAACACACACACCAGCACACACACCAGCACCAACACACAUUCGCCCCCUUCCCUGCCGGGCCGCCCCCGCCGCCGCUCCUGCCGCACGCCGCACCCCCGCCGUUUGACAAGUACACGCCCAAGCUGGACAGCCCCUACUUCCGACAUUCCAACUUUUUCCCGCCCUUCCCUCCGGCCGUCCCAGGACUGCCCGCCCUGCUCCCACACCCAGGCCCCUUUGGAUCCCUGCAGGGUGCUUUUCAGCCCAAGACUUCAAACCCACUCGAGUUAACAGGCCGGGCCAGUGCGGUUCACACCCUCCUGCAGAAAGCCCCCGGGCAGGUGUCUGACCCGUACCGGACAGCAAUCAGGAAGCCGGGGAAGUGGUGCGCUGUGCACGUGCAGAUCGCCUGGCAGAUCUACCACCAUCAGCAGAAGAUAAAGAUGCAGCUGGAGCCCCACAAGCUGGACGUGGGCACCAAGCUGGACUUGUUCAGCAGACCCCCCGCCCCGGGCGUGUUCGCCGGAUUCCACUACCCACAGGACCUGGCCCGGCCCCUCUUCUCCAGCUCGGGUGCCACCCAUCCUGCCGCCAACCCGUUCGGACCCUCAGCGCAUCCUGGCAGCUUCCUGCCCACUGGUCACUUGACAGACCCUUUCAGCAGAUCAAGCACCUUCGGGGGCCUGGGGAGCCUAGGCAGCAACGCUUUUGGAGGCCUCGGCAGCCACGCACUGACUCCCAGCAGCAGCGGCAUCUUUGCCCCCAAGGAGGGCCCCACACUGCACGGUCUGCCCAGCCCCCACGAGGCCUGGAACCGGCUGCACCGAGCACCACCCUCCUUCCCCACGCCACCCCCAUGGCCCAAGCCCUUAGACGCCGAGCGGGUCUCAGCCCUGACCAACCACGACCGAGAGCUGGACAAGGGCAAGGAGGAGCGGGACCGGGACCUCCUGGAAAAGACACGCCUGCUGAGCCGGGCCUCUCCAGCGGCGCCCGUGGGCCACCCAGGCAGUGGCCUCGUGCUCCGGGGCCAGGGCGAUCCGGGCCGGCCCGGGAUCCCCGCCGAACGCGAGGCUGAGCUCCGCAUCAAGGAGAGCCGCUCCCCGGCCAGGGAGGACGGCCCCAAGCCCAGCAAGAUGGCCCUGGGGGAAGGCCUGCGCUUGGCCGGUCUCCUGGGCCGCGAGCCCGGGAAGCCGCACGAGGCGCCGGCCGAGCGGUCCCAGGGCGACGUGAAGGUCAAGGAGGAGCGCGGGGAGGACGGCGACGCGCCCCCACAGCCCGGCCCGGGCCCCGCGGGCCGCGAGCGCCCGGCCUUCGCGUGGGAGCCACCGCGCGACGCCUACCGCGGCCCGGAGCUGCCCCGCCGCGCCCCGCCGGGCCCGGGCCCCGCCGCCCUCCUCGAGCCGCCCGAGCGCCCCUACCGGGACCGCGAGCCGCACGACUACAGCCCCGAGCGGCCUGCGGGAGGCGCGCCGCGACGAGCUAGAGCGCGCCCGGGCCGCGCACCUGGACGGCGCGGCGGCUUGCCGGCGCUGGGCGCCCUGCACUACCCGCGCCUCGCGCCCGCCGCCGCCGCCCUGCACAACAGUCUCCUGGCGCGGACCCCGCCCGCCGCCGCCGCUGCCGCGCUCGGCGCGCCGCCGCCGCUAGUUGCCGCAGGCGGGCCCCCUACGCCCCCCGGGCAGCCGCGGAGCAGGACUACGCCGCUGGGGGCCCGCGCGCCGGGCGAGGCCCGCGACUACUCCCCGUCCCGCAACCCCCAGGAGGUGGAGGCGCGGUAGUGUGCGGGGGACCCUCCAGGAACGCACUGCUGUCCACUUUUCUAAACGUCCGUUUCUAGAACCUAAGCACAGUUCCAUCGGCCCUGGGGUGGCGACGCUCACUUUUCCACUCGCAGCGUCGGGGGUGUCACACACAGAUUUUCUGGGGGUGAUCUUUUGUUUUCCGAGCUUGAGAUUAGGCUACUGGAAAAAAAAUUCAAGUUUGUAUCUUUUUUCCCACAGGUGAGAAGCAUUUUUAAUAGAUUUGUAUUUUUUUCAACUUUGUGCUCUUUAGACACUUAAGAGAAACGAAAGACACUUUUGCUUUUUUACUUUUAGUUUGGUUUUGCAAUUUAAUGGCCUCAGAUCUGUCUCCAGAGCCCCUGGGGUUUUUUUGUCUUAUUUAUGGUGGAAAAAAAAACGGUCAUUUUGUCCAAUGCACUGUGAGGCCCCCACUCAGGCCCGGCCCUGGCCCUCCCUUGGUACUUGGAACCGAAGUUACAGAUAUAUAUUAAGAUAAUAAUGUACAAAGCUUUCUUUGCCUUAUUAUGCAGAAGUGUAAAAGGGUUUCUUUUUCGGUUUGUUUUUUAAAAAGAAAGAUGAAACUGUAAAUAGUCUGUUAAUAUAAAUAUAUGAUGUUAUUAAAUUCUUAACCUAGGUAGACUUUAUAAAAACAGUUUCUAGAAAUUUCUCUGGUUGGUUGUUUAAGGUGGUCACAACAACCCACCCGCUGUCAGUUGGAACUGCCUUCAGACGUUUAAUGGCAGCAACAUCCUUCAACUAUGCAAGCGCUUGAGUGGCCAGGCCACUGGGGGACUGCGGAGCAGCCCUGGGAUGUGUGUGCACCUUGGGCUGGCUGUGCGGUAGCCUGGGGAUCCACCCCAGAUGAGUAGGGAUUGGGGAGGUAGAGAGGCUCAAGGCUGAUCACAAAAGAAAUAACCUGUGUUUCUUCUCCACGGAGGCCAUCAGAAGACACUGGUCUCAUGUUCUCCCACCGGCCAAGGCUUUGGCAUGAUUUCCUUUCGGUUUCAGUCUUACUCUCAUAACCCUGUGAAUGUCGCCGUGCCCUCUCAUCAGCAUCCCUUCUUCCCUGACGUCCACACCUGUGUCCUGAGCCUUGGAGCCUCGGUUUGGCCAUCCUUGGCUGUUUGCUUUAUCCCGUUAUGUACUUUCAACCCCGCGUUUUCACAGUGGACCCUGGUUAUUUUAAACAGUCUGCUUUCACGUCAACCAAUGAAGGUAAAUACAGCCUUGACUUUGGAUGAAAA
This is a messenger RNA of Capra hircus (goat), 4715 nucleotides long. It is a transcript of the gene FBRSL1, whose product is annotated as fibrosin like 1. Lineage: Eukaryota; Metazoa; Chordata; Mammalia; Artiodactyla; Bovidae. The record is from RefSeq and is a predicted model, not a curated record.